Angiostrongylus costaricensis is the source of this 993-nucleotide messenger RNA. NCBI's taxonomy places the organism in Eukaryota, Metazoa, Nematoda, Chromadorea, Rhabditida, Metastrongylidae. The record is from the annotation of a GenBank genome assembly.
AUGGAUGCCGACUCAACACCCUAUCCUGAAGAUCUGAUUAUGAUUGGGAACACCGUGGACAUUCACGAGGAUUCCAAGCCUCUUCUUCUGGAAGAAGAGCACACUUUAUCUGAGAACAACGAGCAAACAUCAAGGAAUUGCGAAAGUAUGAAUCCAACUUCACAAUGUGGCAAAACUAUCGUGGUAAUGCCCGAAGACAUCGAAGCUGCAGGAUUGAGCUUGCAGAACUUGGGCGAUUUAACAGAAGCACAAUUUACUACGUUAGUCGAUAUUGUAGAGCGACGAGAAAGAAGUGUGGGAUCUGCUGAGUCAUCUGAUUUAAUACAUCGAGAACAGUACGACGACCAAAUGGCCAGCUCAUCUUCUAGUGGAGAUUCACUCACCAUUGUAAUAACAGAUGAUGGAAGUCUAAGGCUUACGGAUGCCACUGGGCAUACGUUCUCGUUUGAUGGUGCUCAGUUAGAUGCGCUUCGAAUUGAUAUAAAUAAUUUAACGGACGAGAAUAUUCAGCAGAUUGUUCAACUGGCAAUGCCUGCAAUUAGAAUCGGAAAUGGGAAUUUCGCUAAAUCAAAAGCAGAGAUAGAGCGCCGUCGACAUGAUCAGGCCUUGGUGCAGUAUGAGGAUGGUCGUUUCGAAUGGGUUGGAGGCGACAAUUUAGACUUGUGUGAAAACAAGGCUGUGGAACAUUUCGACCACUCUGGAUAUCAUGCUGGAAAUCUACCACAUGAGAAUGAGAACACAACAUCUCGUGGUAGCGUAACGCAAAUAAAACGCCAACACUCAACCAAUUCCUUUGGUGCUACUGCCAGCCCGCCAAAAAGGCGCAGUAUUGAGCAAACUCCGAACUUUUGCUGUCCUGUAUGUGAUCGAAAGGUUUAUCAAAAGGAACCAUCAUAUAUCGUUAUACGACUUCCUGCGUGUGAUGACUGUACAAAGGAGAGAAUGAUAGUGUUAGAUGAACGUACAAGAAGAGUAGAUGAUCCUUCUAAAUAA